CUCUCGAGUCAGUUGAGCGGACGCAUCCGAAGCGCUCGUUUCGUUGCAGUUUCGCUGCUGUGUGAGGCUCAGCCAUGAAUCUGCGCUGGCUGUGGAUGCUGUUCGCUGUUGCCCUUUGGCCAGGAUGGGCAGCUGCGCUAUCGACGCCUUGUCAGCUAAAGGAGACGCAGUACGGCAACGUAUGCGUCUGUAAUAGCAGCUACUGCGAUUAUCUGGAGCAGCCGGAACUACGUGAUGAUAAUCAGAUUGUGGUGAUUAGCUCGAGCAAGAAUGGACUACGUUUCACUCGAUCAGAGGGCAGCUUUUUAGACAAAAACAUCUUGGAAGUGAAAGAUCUUCAAUGGAUUGACAAUAACUUCGUUGCCGAUGCGGUUGUCGUUGAGCAAAAUAAAGUUUGGCUGCAAUUCGCAAACGUUCCUCAACGAUUUGCCAUCAAUGUGACCAUAAAGACGGUGCAGUUAACAGUUCACCGCGAAAAGCGUUAUCAGAAGAUAACAAACUUCGGAGGCGCAUUCACGGGCAGCGUCUCUCACAUCUUACAGCAGCUACCAAAAGCCCUGCAGGAUCAUGUCUAUAAAUCCUAUUUCCACGACGAUGGUAUUGCAUACAACUCGAUACGUAUGUCGAUCGGUGGCUCCGACUUUGAUCUACAGCCCUGGGCCUACAACCAACUGCCCCGCAAUGAUCCCUCACUCAGCAACUUUACCUCACUGGACCCGCGUGAUCUUCAGAAGAUUGAGCAGUUGAAACGUCUAAAAGCGGUUGCCAAAUUAAGUAAUCUGAAAAUUAUGGCCGCCGCUUGGAGUGCGCCCCCUUGGAUGAAGAGCAACAACAGAUGGACGGGGUACGGUCAGCUGAAAGCGGAAUACUAUCAAGCCUGGGCGGACUACCAUUUGAAAUUCCUCGAGCUGAUGCAGUCUAAAAAUAUGACCGUCUGGGCCAUAUCCACCGGCAAUGAGCCGUUAAACGGUGUCAUCGGCUUCUUCUUCGUGCACUUCAUGAGCAUGGGCUGGACGCCCUGGCAGCAGGCAAUUUGGCUCAACGAUUAUCUGGGACCGACCAUUAGGAAGUCCAAGCAAAGCCAAGUGCUCAUUUUCGGCAACGACGAUCAGCGCUAUACGUAUCCCUCCUGGUUUCGCAAGAUGCGCACCUCUCGCAGCAAUGCACUCGAUUAUCUCGAUGGCCUGGCCGUGCAUUGGUAUUGGGAUGAGAUCUUUGGGCCGCAGCUUAUAGAUCAGGCGCAUGCGGAAAUGCCAGAUAAAUUGCUGUUGAACACGGAAUCUUGCAUCGGCGACAAGCCCUGGCAAACGCACGGCCCGGAGCUGGGCAGCUGGGGGCGUGGCGAGAGCUAUAUGCGUGCCUACAUACAGGACUUGCUUCAUCAUUUUAACGGCUGGCUGGACUGGAAUCUGGUGCUCGAUGAGCGGGGCGGCCCGAACUAUGUGCACAAUUAUGUGGAUGCUCCGGUGAUUGUGAACACAACGAGUCGCACGGAAUUCUACAAACAGCCCAUAUACUAUGCAAUCGGGCACUUCAGCAAGUUUCUGCCAGAGGAAUCCGUGCGGAUCGAGGCGAGCACCAAUGAGACCGAGUCCUUUCCGCAGCUGAGCGUGGUAGGCUUCCAGAGGCCGGAUGGCAGCGUGGCGCUGAUCGUGUACAAUGGCGAAAACCUGCCCGUUAAUGUGGCGCUCAAUGACAGUCAGCGAGGUGCAUUCAGCUUGCGCCUGCCCGCCCGCUCCUGGCACACCGUCGUCUACAAAUGAGUUGGCCGGACUCUCAUGGACUCAUGGGAUCUUUGAAUGAGUUAAGCGUAGCGUAUACUGAUCUAUAAUCUAUAUAUAAACGAGGGUCCAGCUGGUGUUGCGUCACCACUCCAAGGACCAAUUAGGAUAGAAAACAUGUCUGCCACUCAAACACUCAGCCACUCAAGUGAUAAACUCAAGGAAGUCCAUAAAUCGCCCCCGUUACAGGAURCGGAUGCGGAUGCGAGCGCUGGCACAGACUCUGGAGAAUUGUCCAAGCGCAACGACCAAGACAACGGAAAUUUGUUUAAGCUGCUCAAUUUGCCGUGUCACGUCUGUUUACAAUGAAAUUUCAUUUGCCGUU
Drosophila arizonae is the source of this 2106-nucleotide messenger RNA. RefSeq names its product Glucocerebrosidase 1b (gene Gba1b). NCBI's taxonomy places the organism in Eukaryota, Metazoa, Arthropoda, Insecta, Diptera, Drosophilidae. The record is from RefSeq and is a predicted model, not a curated record. Gene Ontology annotation, biological process: glucosylceramide catabolic process. Gene Ontology annotation, molecular function: glucosylceramidase activity.